AGGGGGAGGAGAUGCAGAGUGGAUGGCUCCAUAAAAUCACCAGAGGAACAUUAUUAGUUCACUGAUCUGCUGCAGAGAGAAGCUGUGUCUGAGAUCAGGAGGUGUUUUAAGUUUGCGUUUAUAAGAUCAUGACGAGGCUCCUCUUGGCUUUAUUUGCGGUGCUAUGUUGGACUUCAGCACAGUCACAAAUUAAUCUUAGAUCCCUUGAGGAACUUGGAUCGGACAUUGGAAUUCAGGUGUUCAAUCAGGUGGUGAAGACUAAACCUCAUGACAAUGUGGUCAUAUCCCCUCAUGGAAUUGCUUCUGUAUUGGGAAUGCUUCAACUGGGGGCUGAUGGGAAGACGAAAAAGCAGUUGACAACAGCAAUGCGCUAUAAAGUGAAUGUGGUUGGAAAAAUACUAAAGCGAAUCAACAAGGCGAUAGUAGCAAAGAAGAAUAAGGACAUUGUCACCACAGCCAAUGCUGUGUUUGCCAACAAUGGAUUCAAGAUGGACGAUGCCUUUGUCUGCAAGAAUAGAGAGAUUUUUCAGAGCCAUGUAAGAAAUGUUGACUUCCAGGACAGAUACACAGCUGCUGCUAUGAUCAACCAGUGGGUAAAGAAUGAAACAAAGGGCAUGAUCGACAACCUGUUGUCCGCUGAUUUAUUGGACAGCUCCCUGACCAGGUUAGUUGUAGUCAAUGCACUGUAUUUCAAGGGACUUUGGAAAUCUCGUUUCCAGCCUGAAAACACAAAAAAACAAACUUUCCAUGGACCAGAUGGCAAGACUUCUCAAGUACCAAUGCUGACCCAGCUUUCCCUGUUCAGGAGUGGGUCAGCCAGUACUCCUAGUGGCCUGUGGUACAAUGUAAUAGAGCUGCCUUAUCACGGUGGAAGUGUCAGUAUGAUGGUUGCACUGCCCACUGAUGAAAAUACCCCUCUCUCUGCAAUUAUCCCUCACAUCAGUACGAAAACCUUGCAGAGUUGGAUGACCAUGACACCGAAGAGAGUCCAGCUCGUUUUACCAAAGUUCACAGUGGAGGCCGACGCUGAUCUAAAUGAACCUCUGAAAAACCUUGGCAUCACUGAUAUGUUUGACACGUACAAAGCCAACUUCACAAAAAUUACCAGGGCGGAACACAUUCAUGUGUCGCAUAUUUUGCAGAAAGCUAAAAUAGAGGUGAAAGAAGACGGUACAAAGGCCUCUGCAGCCACCGCUGCAAUUUUAAUAGCAAGAUCAUCUCCCCCCUGGUUUGUAGUGAACAGACCGUUUUUGUUUACCAUCACACAUAACCCAACAGGUUCUGUGUUGUUCAUGGGGCAAGUAAACAACCCCUCCUAAGGAUGCUUACAGACGAAUGAGGCAACCAUGUCCCGUGCAUUGAUUGUUUAGAUAUUUGUACGGUGCUCUAGUUUGUAUGUGAGUUCUCAAAUGGGAUGACAUUGUGUUUUUUUUUUCUUUUUUUCUUUUCCCCCUAAUGAUUUUUAGAUGGCAUUUUGAUAACGGUUGAGGGUAUAUGUACUACUGAAAGCUUUUUCUUUUUUUGUGUUAGGUAUUUAGGAUUUUUUUUUGUGUACUUUUACUUUUCAGCUACUUUGUAAUAUCCCCAUACCCCAGUUGUGCCACCCUUUUACUUGCAGUGGUGCUUUUAUUCAUUGAACAAAUUGUGGUAUAUGUGACCAUGCACUAUUUUGGCCACCAAUCUAGUGGUAUUUGUGACUAGAGAUCCUGGGCAUUGCCAUUAAGCCAAACACUAUUUGUGGCCUGUGUCCAGGGCUUUGGCACCCAGACAUGCAGUGUAUGUGGCCUUUCACAGUCAGAAUAUAUGAAGGUUAACUUUUGUAUUAAUAAUUUUCAUGUCUUCAUAAGAGAGAUUUGACUGCAUUCCAUUCAUUUUGUAAGAACUGGAAAUUGGACUGUACAAUUUAUAUUUCUUGUAACAAAUGAUGCAUGUGUUAUUUUAAAUAAAACAUUCCAGACUGCAUCUCUUAUUUGAGGUGCUUUAAAUUUG
Messenger RNA from Rana temporaria (common frog), 1989 nucleotides. It is a transcript of the gene SERPINE2, whose product is annotated as serpin family E member 2. Gene Ontology annotation, biological process: negative regulation of plasminogen activation; negative regulation of endopeptidase activity. Bases 129 to 1319 code for a protein of 396 amino acids. Gene Ontology annotation, molecular function: serine-type endopeptidase inhibitor activity. Lineage: Eukaryota; Metazoa; Chordata; Amphibia; Anura; Ranidae. The record is from RefSeq and is a predicted model, not a curated record. The transcript is spliced from 9 exons.